Molecule: messenger RNA, 21871 nt
Organism: Porites lobata
Lineage: Eukaryota; Metazoa; Cnidaria; Anthozoa; Scleractinia; Poritidae
Source: the annotation of a GenBank genome assembly
GUGGUAAACACAAUUUGCAUCGAUCGAAUCGAAGCCCACAUUACUGAAUGCUAAUACAGCUUCAUUGCCCAAGUCAUCCCAUUGUUUCUCGUGAUAAUUUUACUUUUAAGGACGGCUGUUCGUUAACAAAGGGAUUUUAAAACAGUUGAAACGAUUUAAUAUGCGUGGAUAUUUGGAAGUUGCUUCAGCUGCAAUUACAGAUUCUUUUCAACUUGUAAGACUUGAUUGGUUUUCAAGUACGAGUCCGCUUGUUAUUGGUUUAUUUUAUCGUAUUAAUAGAACAGGAAGGAGGCGUACAUUAUAGUCCUGAAAAUCCAUGAAAUCUCGGACACAAUAACAGAUAAAGAAGUUAUUCGAAACAAGAAAUCAAAGACUUUCGAGAUUGCUCUGUUCUUGUACUACAAUAUGGCCGCUCACAGAUCAUCGACGUCCUGUAGGUUUGAAGUUUUGAUCUUUGUUUAUGGCCUUUUCUGUCUUGGAAUUGGCAGCCAAGUUAGGCUCUUAACCACAGAAGAUUUAAGCAAUAUAGGAGAAUCUACGUCAAAAGACUUCAUUGCGGUAUUUUUCGAUAAACCAGGUGAGAACCGUUGUUUGUAUUUUAUCAGGGUUCAUUAUGUUACCGAUUAGCUUUCAUAAAAUUUUUUUUUAUUUAACAAUAAUAUUUAUAUUUCUAGAAAUCAGAAAGUCUCACCCAAAGUUUAAGACGGUGUUUACUAGAUCUUCAAACAUUUUAGAUUCAUUUGGUUUUGAAUUAGCAAAGGUAAGCUAUUUAAUUGUUUAAAAUUAUAGUUCAAAUUAUUUGCUCUAAUUUCGCCGACGAACAUGUGCUUAAACGCGCGACCCAGAUAAUUACAGUUUUAAAUGUUGCAGGUAGAUUGCUCGAAAAACGUUGGAGAGCCUGUCACGGAAUGUUCUUCUAAAGAGCAAAAAGUAUCUAUUUUCAGGUAAUAGCUUCAUACAAAGACCCCGGUGAAAGCUUUUGGUACGUUUUAUAAUUUCCUAAUUAAAAACAUGUAUUGACCGUCGCGUGAAGACAUUUAUAGUAAAGGUCCAGUAUCUCUUCCAGUUCCGUAAACGCUUAGGCUAGGAUCGGUUUUUUUUUUUUGCAAUCCAACGAGUCACACGGAAGUGCAGACCUUAUCACGAUCUCAACUCGGCGGGGCUGAUCUUGGGUCGUAGCCGUCAAGAUUGUCUCGACAAUAGUGAUAAGAUCAAUAAAAUUAGACAUAAUUUUACUUUGAUUUCAAUGUAUCAGCUCAUUACACGUGGUCAUACAUUUAUUUGCAUUUUUUCUUUUUUUUUAAGAAAAGGCCAUUCUGUUGCUUCAGAAGGACUUGAUUUGAGCUACGUGUUUGACGAAGAUUCAAUUGUUGCAAACUUUCUCCAGUAAGUAAAUAUUAAUCACCUGUUGAAAUAUUCACCCAAAGCACAGUAUUGUGUGAGAAUUUUUCCACGUGGCUAGUUUUGAUUUGGCAUAAUCACUCUUUGUUUUUUUCACUCCUGGGAAAAAGUUUCCCGUGUUCAACCACCCAGGGCAAUGGAGUAAUCUCAGUAGGAUAAUCAAUUUAUUUUAGAUUUAUUUUUGUACUUUCAUCUUUAUUGAAGCAGAAAAGGAGAUAGAAUGAUAAAAAAUCAAAAAUGGGAAAGAAAAAAGGACCAAAAUACUAGAUACUGCUGGUAUCUACCAAAAAAAUACACAUUUAAAAAAAAAUGACAUAAUUACUCUUGUUACAAGCUUCCAGUGUUUGCUCUUUAAAUUCAUUCCAUACAAGUCUUUGUUGUGCAAAUUUCUUUUCUGUAACAAGCAGCAGAUGUUCAGGUGUAUUUUGCACACAAAACCCAUGGGAAAGGGGCUCCUUUUUUGAAUUUUUUUUUUUUAGGGAUGUGCCACUUUUUAAAUCCUAGUCUAUUUGAAAUACAAGAUUGCCUAAAUAUGUUAACUAAUGGAAGUAAGAUGCAGGGGAAAGAAUAAUAAGUAUUCUUUCCCCGGCAGAAGAAGAAGAGAAAGGGGGGAGGGGGAAAUACUGGAUACAGAGGCCCUGUUAGGAAAAAUUCUGACAAACAACAUGGCCAUGAAACAGCAACAUAAGACAGUAGAAAUGGCGGCAAAUGACACAAAGAUAGGUUGAAACUGUGACAGCGACAGAGAAAAGCGAAAAAACGACAGGUUUUAAAAUUCAGACGAGGGACAUACAUAACCCAAGAGGGCCUUGAUACAGCCAGUAUCUGACCAAAACAAAACAAGGAGAAAAACAUUACAUCUCUAUUACUCUGGUUUUGAUCUUGUGUUUACAGUUUAAAUAAUAAUAUUGGUUGUGCAAAUUGUCUUUUCUAUAGUAAGCAAGCAGAUGUUUGGCUUAUUGUUUGCCCCCAAUACAGCUGUACCCUUGGGGGAGGGCCAGGGAACCCUGUUUAACUUUUGUUUGGCGAUGUUAGUCCAGACCUUUCGUGCCCCAUUGAAGUUAUUCAUUAGUUUGACUCCUCUACCCAGGAAAUUCCACUUUACAUGGAGAUUCAUAUUUUUGUUCCAAAAUGGCCUUCACUACCCUCUUCCUCCUUGCAAUUUCUAAUGACUACCUCAUGGGAUGGGUAUGGAUACAUUUUUUUAUGAAACUACACAAUGAAAAAUUUUUGUCAUAAGUACUGUAGGGAGAUUUGGUGGGGGGAGGGGGUGAAGAGCUCUCUUGUUCCAUACCAUGUUCAAAGCAAGAUAGCAGGUAUCCAGCAUAAUCUUUUUUCAAAACGUCUUUCAUAGUACAGGUGACUUCUCUCACUUAACUUUCAACUAUUUGCAGUCAUUGAUAUUUUUGGCUGGAAGAUUAUGUUUUUUUUAAUCAUAUUCAUGAGUAGUUUUAAUUUAUCCUUUGGUCAAAAUAGUGAAUUGAUAUAUUCCCUCUGUCUUGUAAGUCCUCUCACUCUCUACAUGUUCAUGUAUUUUUUUCCCUGCCGUGUGACUCAGUUUUUCAUUAGCUGACAAGUUCCAGUAUGUAUCUGAUGACCAGUCCUUCGAAGAACUUCUCUCUGAAAGCCAAGGAAAACAGAAUGUCUUACUCUUCUUUGUUAAGGGACUUGGAAUGAAAGGUACCUUUAGGAGUUUCAUAAAUACAACAACAACAACAAUUUAUACCACAUAGUUCAAGUACAACAGCAAUUACACACUCCAGUUACGGGUAUACAAAAUGGGAAGAAAACUUUCCCACCUUUAAUAACAUAUUUAAAGGCUAAUCAAGGUGGGGGAAAAAUGAAGACAAACUUAUGGUAAUAAAUUAAGACAAAACUGAUUACAGAAAACUGAGAUAACAAUAUAAUAAGGUUAAAUAAGAAAAUUAAAUGAAAAAAAUUUACAUCCAAAAUAAAGGAUAAAUGAAUAAAUAAAAGAAAAAUCAUUAUUGUACUUUCCAAGGCUAAGAUAAAUUGCUAAACUAACUGAGCAGUUGAGAGACUUCAAUAUAGUCAUUCUCAAGCUCUUAAGUUUCAAGAAGUAUUUGUUUAAUUUUGUUUCUGAACUUGUAUUUACUAAGAGAUUUAACAGAGUAUAAGGAAUAGAGUUCCAAAUCGAUGCACCAAUCCCUGCAAAAGAUUUUUUCAUUCACUCAGUUUUUUUGAAGUUUUCACAUAGAAGCAUUCAAUUGGACAACGAUCUAGUUUUGGUGAAUUGGCUAAGAGUUUUAGUUGGGAUGGACUGCUCAUGGUUUAAAAAAUGAAAAGGACAAAGGAAGACAUUGUGCUUGGACAAAAAAGGGAACUGUAUCUAUUUGUAUGCUAUUUGUAUAUUUCAAUACUUAAUUAUGUCCCCUCCCCACCCCCACCCCUCAAAAGGCAAAUGAUCAUCUCCAUCACAAGGGGAUAGGACGCACAACACCUUCCAGAUGAUGCAUGCAGCAUUUUGUCUUUUUUGGUCGGAGACAACUUGCCUCCUAAAACUUGAUUGGUUCAGCCACAUCGGCCCAAUUUUAAUAAUGUUUUUUUUGUGUGUCAUUUCCUUAAGCCUUUGGGACACUCACUUUGUGUGCGUUUUAGCCAACUUAUUUAUUUGUUUCUUUCUUUCCAGAUGUUAAUAAAUGUUGUUUAGAAAUUCUAGUAUAAUGAAAAGACAGUUGCUGGUUAAAGUUAUAUUAAUGCACUUUUUUCGUGUUAAUUUCUCACUCCAGAACAUCGCCAAUUUUUAGAAAUGGUACAUUCCUCUACCUCUAGCAACAUAGUAUUUGCCAUGACAACAGAUGACACCUUUCCAUUGAAGUAUGGGUAAGUACUCAUUUCCUCCUGUUAUUUGAACCUUAGGGAAUAUUGUCUCAUUAGGGAAGCCUUUAAUAUAGGCUUUAAUCUGCUGACUUAGUUUGCUUUUUUUAGACUUCCCACAAAUCAUGCAGCCCUGUCUCUCCUUCACUGUAAAGAGAAGACUGUCAGUGAAAGUGAAUGUCGUUCCACACACUACAAUGGUAGAAUUGAGAAGAUCUCUCUGCUAAAAUUCCUGCAGAGUCAAAUCCUUCCAAACUAUGUAAGUAGAUUGAUUAAGAUUGAUUAAUUAAGAUUCAUUGAUUAAGUAGAUUAGCCUGUAAUAGCAUUGACGAUCCUUUAAUUUGUCCACUACCAACUCAGGUUCUCCUAUCUAGUGACAAAGAAACAGUGUAUGAUUCAUUACCUGUGGCUGUUGACAAAGUCUAUGUGUUCAGCGACAAGAUUUCUGAUUUAGAAACUGAGGAACUUAAUGACAUGGUCAAGGAGUUGCAUGGUUCUAUUGGCGUCAUUCUGGUUGAUGUGUAAGUUUUUGGGAACAAAGCUGUUCGUUCAGUUUCAUGCUUUCUCUGAUUAGUUUAUAUGCCAUUAGUUAUUGCCUCUGUUACAUCAACGUCAUUAUUUAGCAUCUAGCAUUAAAGGUUGAUGUGAAACAUUUUGUACAUUUAUGAGAGUGAAAUAUAAUGUUAGUAAGUACAUGGAGACUGCCUUGCUGUUUAUUCAAGGUGGCUGGGGUAUUCGCGAAAAUAAUGUCACUGUCUUUCACUCUUGGUGGGUUGUGAAUGCAUGUAGCUUGAUUUCCUUCUUUAUUACUUGUAUGCUCCUCCACAAGGUUUUAGGCGAAAAAUAAGCCAAACCACCACCUUCCUUCAGUGGGGGAACAAGAACCAGUCAACUUGCCAUAAAUGACCACACCAAAUGCCAAGUUUUGUUCUCUGCAGGAGGUUUGAUUUACUGAGAGCUGUUUUGUUUAGGAAACAGCUUUUGGUAUUACUUAGAUAAGUGACCACGUACAUGCACCAUGAGAGGUGGUCACUUGAAAUGAGAUAUAGGCUCAAACCUCGAGGUUCAGUCAAUUAACAAAUAUUGGACUCGGUUAUCACAAAAUAUUGUGAUCUGUCGAUAACAUAACCGAGUUCAAUAAUUUUUUAUCAUUCAAUCACCAAGUUUGUUUUUUAAAUGAAUAUCCUCGGGAAGAAAAGCGAUCUGCCAUUUUCACGCAAGAGCAAUCGCAAGAAAGGAAAAAAGCGUGGUUUCUUUUACGCAUGUGUAGAAUAUUAUUGGCAGCCAAACACAGUUGGAGGGCAUUGCGAAUGAGCAGACCAUUAUUUGUAGGCAGUUAUUUGCAGAAAAGAAAGAAAAAUUUGCUUCGAAUGAUAACAGUAUUUAUUCUGUUAUUAUUGUACACUAAUAAUGCUGCUAAAUUUUAUCACUCCCACUACAGAAAGGAGCAUAAAGACAUGCUGGCAUCAUUUGGUUUAACUGAAGACAGUAACUUUCCAACAGCAGCCUUUCUUCCAGUCAAAAGAAGUAACAGUAAUAGCUUGGUAAUUAAUAUUAUUUACUUUAAAAUCUUUACUUAUUAAACUGCUAAAAAAUACUUAACUUUUUGCCUUUUCAGAUAUGGUCCACACAAUUAGAGAGGUUGAGCAAAGAUGUUUCGAGCGACUCACAUCAACCGAAUGUAGACUUUGUGCCGUCUUGGGCCAAAUUUUCGGGCAAAUCGGCUCUAAUAGAGUAAGACACUUGGUAAUAGAAAUUUGGUCCCGUGGAGACAUAUUAAAGGGGAAAAGACUCGCCUUAAUUCUAGGUGAUGUGCGUCGCUCAAAACUCUUUGCUUAAGUACCAUAAAUCCUCUAUUAAGCGCCCCCUCUCAAGUUAACCCCUUCCCUUUAAUAAGUCCCCCCCCUUCUCAGGGGAAGAAAGUUAAGCUCCCCCCCCCACCUCUCUAUUAAGCCGCCCUCCCCUUCCCUAAUUAUUCUUCACUAAUAAAUGAUAGACUGUAUUAAUCAAUCACGACUGUUUAACUUUGUGGACUGAUCCAGGAUAGUUUAUUUGCCAACUGAAAGGUCAGAUUUGUUUUUGAUCCUUGGCUGCAUGACCUCCAACCUUAUGUACUUGAGCUUGUCCACUUUAUAUUCUAAGUCUUUAUGGAGAACUGAUACCAUAGUCUUCUAAAUUAAAUAGCUUCCCCUCCCCCCUCCUCUCAAAUAAGCCCCCCUUCAAAUAGGCUUGUAAUAAAUAAGCCCCCUAAGGGACUUAAUAGAGGAUUCACGGCAAGCCCCGUUUUAAUGAAAAAAUGGCUCUUAAGUUAUUUAACCAUUGAACCAAAAAUUAUAAACAAGUUGUCAAUGGUCAAGAGGAAAGGAUAUACCCUACAUACUGUAAAUGAUCGAUUAAGCGCCCCUACUCGAUAAAGCGCGGCUCUCGAAUAAGCGCCACACCUUUACCGGAAAUAAUUUAAUAAGCGCCGCUCUUGAUUAAGUGCCAUGAUGCUCAUUUGAAUAUUCACAAAUUAAUGCCACACCUUUGUUACGGCGCUUGAUAUUGCUUGAGAAAUAAGACCUCGACCAACUCGUAAGUUCUAAAGUUUUAAUGUAGUAAAACCCUUGAAGCCAGGUUCAUAUAACAGUUCGAGGUGUACAUAAUUUUACUAAAUUGUGCAUACCAAGUACGCGCCUCACUUAAUUCUCUUGAUUUUCCUCUCAGUGUUUCACCCGUAGUUGAAAUAAGUGCCGCUCUAGUAUAAGCACCGCUUCUAUAACAGGGAAAAUUAAACAAGCACUGCGGCGCUUAAUCGAUCAUGUACGGUGCACAUCAGUUACAGAAGAAAGCAUAAAUUUAAUUGAGAAGUGGAACUUCAAGGGAAUAUUUAUGGUCACAAAGCUAAAUCAGUAGUUAAGUUUGAAAGUUAAAACUUUCCAUCUUAUGGCCCUCUAUAUACUGGCUGCAUUUUAAUUUACUAAGGAUAUCAAUUUUUACUUACUGCUUACUGCUAAACUCGCUUGUCGUUUCUCUCUUCUAUUGUCAGACAUACAUGGAGUUGUUUCCCGAAAAUUCUGUGAUGUUUACCAUGAAUAACCUCAAACAUUUCAUCAAGCCAUUUUUGGAGAACCCUGUCGAUGAAUACAAAAGAAUAGGUUUGUUUUUUGUUUUUUUGUUUUUUUUCGGUUCGUAUACCACUCCGCACAGUGGUGUUACUUCUUUUCUUUUGUUUUUACUAUUGUUUUCCGUACCUCAUUAACUGUUAUAUAUCUAUAUAUAUAUAUAUAUUAUAUAUAUCUAUCAUCUGUUAUGUUCCUGUUCUGCAUGCUCUGUAAUUCUUCUGAUAGCUCAAUAAUAUAAUAAUAGCUCAAUUGGAUAAGCGCUGGUCUUCAAACUGCAACACACGUUUCUCCCUUCCACCGCCCUCUUGUGUCCGCGCCGGUCCUCCACAGAGAGCUAGAGGGUGUUUCUUGUUGUUAAGGAAACCAUUGUGGUUCGCUUUUUUGUGAUGUGGGUAUUUGUCCCGUGUCUUUUCCAUCUUUUGUAUUACUUCGUGUGGUGAUCUCUCUAUUACGCCGUUUGGAGAUCGCACCCUUCUGCAAACUACUCACCUACCCCUUCCUCAAGCCUAAGUGAGAAGUAAGUGUUAAUGUUGGCUUAGGGGAGGGGUAGGUGGGCGGUUUCCCAGAAUCGUAUAAUGAUCCGAAAUGGCCGGAACAGAUUUCUUCCUCUUGUGUGGAAAGACAUUUCUUUGUGCGUUUCUGUCUGGUUUAAGUGUGUUCACUUGGAGAUUUUUGAGGUUGAUGGACUUACCAUUUUUCUUCAACAUGUGGCUCCACUCGCGUUUGACCUUCAAGAUGCACAGGAGCUUGGUAAUAAAGGGCUUUAGAUUAGUAGAACGACUACGAGUUUGGGCCGAUUUAACUUAAAGUUUUUUCGCGUAUUCUCAAAAAAUAGAAAUCCCGGAAAGCUUCAUUUUACUUUUUUUUCAUUAGAAAAGAUAGCACUGUUACCUAUAUUGAAGGAGGUUAAGCCCUCUCCCGAUAGCAAAAUAAUAAAACUUCUUCCAUUUGAUAACUUUUUCCCAGCAGUACGACAUUCUCGCCAAAACUCCUAGUAGAAUGACGACGGCUAUCAUGUUUUCCCGCCAAAAUGACGCUGGUUCACGCGUGAACAGUACUCAGUAUUGAGAAAAUCUCGAAGUCGUAGUCGUUCUCUUCUAAGAAGGUAAAGCUCUCUCUUUCUUCUCCACAGCCGAAGCGUCUUCCCUGCAGAAGAUUUCUUACAGAGAAUACAAUAAUAUUAUGAGAAGCAGUGAUGAAUUUACCAACUACUUAUUGGCUUCGGAUUUCUUGCUUGCCGUGUUCUGCCCAGAAGGUAUAGUAACUUUCGUAUCCGCAUUAAGAUAAGUGAAGGGCGUUAUUUCUGGGCUCUGCAGGCCUAGGUUUGGUCUAAAAAUAGGAGGGGGUGAGUCCUCCCCCCCCCCUCCCCCACUUAUUUUGCCAGUGAUCCUCUAAGGUGCAUAUACGCGGGUAAGGGACGUUGUUAGGCUUAAGUGUCGCUGUAAUGGUCUAGUGAGUGUCUCAUCCAGAAUGGGCAGGGGGGGGAGUAAUAAUUAAUGUAACGCACAGGAACCGGGUACUGCUUAGCUUUCGUUUCCAGUGUGGCGCAGCGCUGAGAGCACUUGCCACCCAUCAAUGUGGCCCGGUUUCUUAUCCUAGGGGCAACCCAUACGUGAGCAGGGUUCGAAAAACGUUCCCGUCCGAUAGUCCAGGACAAGUAGAUUUUGUUGCUGGGCAAGGAACGUUUUAGUCUCCUUCGCAGCCGCUUUUAGGCUCAUCACGCAACGUUCCUCCCCAGCGUUGCGUGACGAGCCUAAAAAACGCUGCGAAGGAGACUAGUAACAUUUAAGCUAGUCAAGUUAUCAUCUAACAAAAUCAUUUACUAAAACUAGAAAGGGAUGGCCCUGGUCUAGCAAAAUAUGCAACCUACUUGCCCAAAGGACAAGCUGGAAUGAGUCUAUUUCGAUCCCUAUGGGUUUGGAUUACAGGUGGUUCUCGUCGAUUUCUCGGAGUGGUUUUUCUCCGGUGGUGCUUUUAGAAGCCGAAGUCUUCACAAUUUAUUUUGAAUUUUGUUUUUGCAGAUCAUGACGAUUGCAUGGAUUUUUCAAAACAUUUGCGGCGUAUAGUUCGUACAUUUGACAGAGCGGGCGAAAGUCGACUCUCCGUAGUGUAUGUGUUAACAUCACAUCAUAACAAGAGAUUUGUGAGUAGUACUGUAGUUUGUUAUAUUCUCCUUAGACUGCGAGCAGUCUCUAUUGUUCUUCAGGCUUAGCGAGGGGAGUGCACUCGCGCGCGAGCGGCGGGGCCGCGAGACGCGAGAAACGAGGGCGGCAGCCUCUCCUGUCUCGCGUCUUCAGUCACUUGUGUGGUCAUUUUCGGGUCUCGCGCGUUCUGCUCGGCGGACUAAGAAAAAAGAGAGAGUGCUUCGUAGUCUUUAUUCUGCUUCCCUACACUAUUAUUUAGAGUCCCCACGUAAUGACAGAGGUAGUAUUAACUCCUUCAAUGAGUGACCCGCUCUCAAAUUUGUACACGCUUCUCACCGAAGUUCAAGCAUUCGCAGAAUACAAAAUAUGGAGAUAGGAGUUAAAAGGCCACACUGCCUUCUCGACUUCUACCUUAAGCUUAGGCUCGAUUGCCCGAGCCGCUGUUUAGGAAAUGAGCCCGUGCGCCUUUCUAGGGGAGGAACAGGACUGAACCCGAGAGAGAGAGGGAGCGGCAGAAAUCGACCCUACCUCUAGCUUUGUCUCCUCCAUUUUAUACUGUUUCUAUGAUAUAGCUUGGUUUUUAUUUUCAGGAAGGACAAUCGUAUCCAGUAAUUCAUCUGCACUUGAACAAGUCCGUCCACACUUACGAUGAAUACGCUGGUAAUCUGGGCUACGAAGAGCUGAUGAAUUUCAUAGCCAUGCAAACAAAGUAAUUAUUUAAAAUCUCAAUGCUUUCUUUUUUAUCUCCUUUCUCUCGGUUUCCUUUCGUUAGGCUCUUAUCGUUAUGUAUUAGUGAUGCACCUCAUAAACUGUUCAAGAAAGAGAUAUAGUAUACCUCAAGUUGGGGUUACUUAAUUUUCCACUUAAAAGGGCCUCAUAGCCACUAGAAACACUGCAAAAAUGUUCCAUGAAAACAGCGGUUAAGCAGAAACAACUUUUCAACUAUCGUUACUACGACGAACGGUGAGAUAGUCUUUAUGUGUAGUUCUAUUUUUAAGGCUUUCGUAUGACCCUACAAUGGCUCAGAACACUGGCCUUUUCCGCGAUCGUAGCGAUUAUAUGGAAAGCUUGCUUCCACUCUUUGAACUAAUAAAGGCGAACAACGAGGAAGUGGAAGCAAAGCGAACGGUGUACAAGCUGAUUUUCUCUCUGCAUCUUACUCGCUUUGUUUGUUUGUUUUUUGGGGGGUGAAGAACUGUCUUUUUUUUGCAAAUAUAUUUUCGUUGUGUUGGGUAUUCAUAUGCUACAACGAACAAUUUUAAGGUCAAAAAUGUUGUACCCCACCUCCCCCCCCCUUUCACCCCUCCGUACAUUCAAACAACGGCCUCUUAACUCCCUUCCCGAGGUGGUCAUUGUGUAUGAGAUGGUAAAAAGGUUCCACUGUACACGAGAAAUAAAGUACUUUUUAAUAGUGACCUUUGUUAUGGGGUAUUUUCUGUAAACAUUAACUUCUCGUUCCUCGUCCUAACACACAAACUCUGCCGCUUAUGCUGUAUCAUUUCUAUCCUAUUUUAAGCAUAAAGAUGCCGGUUUUCCUUCCUCCAAGUUUGUCGGAUGAGGCGCGCAUUGUACUGGUCAAAGAUAAUACAGACGGAGAUGUUACUGAAUAUUUCGAAGACCAAGAUGAGACAGCGCAUGAGGUUUCCGAUUCGGUUGAAGCAGACGAUGGUGGUGGCGAUGAAUCACCAGGUGCGUGAUAUUCCUUUGUUUAAUAACUAAGAUAGGACGUGCGCUCUGAUUGGCUGAGAGGAGUGUUUGCAUGAGAGUAUGUAAACAUGGUUGUGGCGUCAACAUGUUUUGCUUUUCUCGCGCUAAUCACGCAAGCACGAAUUUGAAAAAGUUUUCAAGUUCAAAAACUCGACAAGUUUACUUUACUUACCCAUCCUUCGUCGGCUGAAACUUGGAAAAUCGUUGCGAAGAAAGUGUGUCAAUCUUUUUUCGCUUAAGCUGAGAUUUUAAGCGAGAGAAGUCCCUUAUACAAACCCUCGACUUCGUCUCGGGUUUGCAUAACUGUCUCGAAUUCUCCCAACCCCUCUUGUGUUUAUAUCAGGUUAUGCAAACACGGAAAACGUUUUCUAUUGCUUAAAUAGUAAAGUAAAAUUUCGUCUCGUGGAUACCUACACAGUAAACAGUAUCAGGAUGACCAUUCUCAAUAGGCGGAUUUAUCGUGACGUCAUUGCUUACAUUUUUGCUCAUUAGCAUACAAGGUAAACCAUAGCAGAAGUCAUCGUAUAUACGAAUUAGGUUACUUAUAAGUGGAAAGAGCUGGUCAAUUUGAGCAGUUUGUGCAACUUUCAGGUCUUUGCAGUCAAUAACAAAGGAAAUGGCAGCAAUCAAAAACUGCGAAAUUGCUGGGGGGGCAAAAACGUUAAUGAGGUCAUAUGAGGUCUUUGUUAAAACUGGGAUUUUUCAAAGAGAAACUAUUCGGUAAAUUGUGGUCAAAUUUUCAGUGAUAACUGAAAUUUUUAUGGUCUUUCAAUAUUCAGAGACUUUAUUUUAUUAGCUUCAUCAGAUAAUAAUGAGCAUAUUUUAAUGAGGCAAAGAUAACACUUGAAUGGUCAGUCAAGCUGUGUGCAUUAAGAAAGCCUGUUCUCCCAAACGUUUUGGCCAGGAUUGUACAUACGUGUACGAGAGUGUCAGUUCACUUAGGUUCCUCAUCGUAAAUGUAACUUCUUCAUUUUUAACUUUCAGCUGAAGAAACGGAAGAUGACGAGGUAUCGGCGACCAUUCUGAAGGCGAAGCCAACUCCCGUUCCAGAAGACCUUGUUCCCGCACUUACAGACAAAACAUUUGAUAUCAUCAAAGACAAAAGCGAUCUGUUGGUUGUAGACUUCUUUCAACCAUGUAAGCUGUCUUGAAACAAAUAUCAGAGCUGUAAAGUUAUAUGAGGAAAAACAACGCGUGUCUUAUUGAGGGCUUGUCUUACGAAAGACGCGAACUUCCCAUAUAAAUGAAAUAUUUUGUAUGAAAUAAGGUGCGACUUAGCUAAGACUCGGCUUUUCAAAUAACAGCGCGUAACACCUGUUUUUAUUUGGGGCGCGGCCUAGCUUAGACGAAAAACCUUCUGUUGUUUAUUGACCUUCACGUCAGUCUUCGCAUAAUACGCGCAGUGCUGACGCGUGCGUAAUUUUAACCCGCCGCGCGCCAUGUUGGAUUGCCGUUGCUACUGCUGUUAUCAUUAUCAUUGUCAAUGUCAUUGGCAUUGUCAUUAUCUUUGUCAUUAUCACUGGCAUUGUCGUUAUCAUUGGCAUUAUCAUUAUCAUAACCAUUGGCUUUGGCAUUGGCAUAAGCAUUGUCAUUGUCAUUAUCAUUCUCAUUGACAUUAGCAUUUGCAUUGUCAUUGUCGUUAUCAUUGCCAUUAUUAAUGUUAUUAUCGUUAUAAUUAUCAUUAUCAUUAUCAUUGUCAUUAUCAUUAUCAGGAAUUUUUCGCACGUACACCUGACCCUACCCCUGCUAGUUUGUGGCUAAUGCAUCUCAUGUUUGAUACUUUGCUGUAAUUUCAGGGGAUGCACGUUGCAAAGCUCUGAUGCAGCCUUAUGUUGAGGCGGCAACAAGUUUAGGUGAGUCCUCUCUCUGACUAACACGUAUGGCAUGCUGUAGUCAUUUACACACGCGGCUUUCGCGCGAAUUUUUUAUUCCCUUUUUACCUGGGAUUUGUAAAAUAAUGGCAAAUUGAUGGCGCUUGACGCUGCAAAAUCGCCGUUUGCAACCUGCUGGAAUCCUUAUGCGACUUAUGGGUGAUUCCCAACGCGAGAGUACCGAAAACCCUGCCGUGCCUACUUUGAAAAAGAUGUUUCCUUGGUUUGUGACACUUGCGAGUCGAAAAAAUACUGAUCUCUUCCUGUAGGAGUUGAAAGUAUCAUCCUCUGUUUACCUGUACAGAUGUUCCACUACCCGAGGCUUGUGGGAGCCGAGGCCAUUAUUAAACAGGCCAUUUCCGAGUUCCCCAGGGCCUCUUUAUCAAAACGAGGUUAAGUGCUCAGCCUUUGAUAUGGAAAUGAUUUUUCAUUCUCAUGCAAAUUAAACUCAUUUUCACAAGAAAGGUUGUGCACUUGGCCUCAUUUUGAAAGUGAGGGUUUUUGGAACUCGGAAGUGGCCUACCAUGACUGGUAAUGCAGUUAGUAAUUCAUUCCCACACCCAGUUAUUGAGGGAAACGCAGAAGCUGAGUGUACUCACCUUGCAUUGGAAUGGGUAUCCUGUGCGGUACUCGUUGAACGUACUUGCCAAACUGUUCUUUUUUAAUGCAGGUGGAUUAGAUGUGGGUGAUUUCGCAAUCAAACUGGCCCGUGUGAACUGCUUUGACUGGAAUGACGUUUGUGAAAAAAAUAACAUCACAAUUUAUCCAACAAUUAAGAUGUUCCGGUGAGUCUUACUUUAAAAAUGAACUGAAAUCUCUUAAUCUAAAAUCUAUUCCUUACAGUGUGAAGACCUUCGGUGGCAGUUUUUGGCUGAAAAAUGAUUGAAAAUAACAACAAACAAAAGUGACUUUCAGUUUUUGACUCGAAUAACGGGGAGAGUCUGAGUAUGACUAAGGUGGGGAUGCUCAUCGUUUCGCUUAUGGGUGUAUAUGGAAAUUUUCGUCUCAUUUAGGGUGUUCAGAACGGAUAGCAGAUAUUUUUUACCCAUGCAGAUAUUGGUAAGCGGUGUUUGUAGAGAAUGAUAGAAGAACGGGAUAGCUCUUACUCCGCAAAAUUCAGGAGUGAGGACUGGAGUAGUUCACCAAACGCUCUCGGCCAACCGCUCCGGUACAAAUGAGAUGUGUGGGAGCGACUUGUUCCAGUUCUGUGCCGUGAGAGCGAUUUUCGUAUGUCCUUGAAAAAUGGUUUCGGCAAGUGUUCGUCAUUUGUCUUAUCUGCCAAUGGAUGAAAAGAUCAAAACAUGGCUUCCUCGUUUUCCCGCCAAAGAAAACCCUAAUAUGGAGAACACAUUGUUCGAUUGGCCAAUCGUGUUGCAGUAUGACGUCAAAGUGAAGUAUCGAUUGAUUUCUAGAAAGUUCUCGGGCAUGAAGUUUUUUCAUCCGAGCGUUCGCUUAACCAACCAAAAGCCACGCGCGUUUGUAUCCGUUCGAUAAACCAAUCAAAUUGCUCUAUUUCCGUUCCUUUGUUGUUUCUGUUUUGUUCGCGCGUUUUCAUUUCAAGUUCAUACGAAAAUCGCGGACACGAUAAGCUAUCCAAAAUAGCUUAGACAUUGCCUCAAUUUUUCUUCUUUACUUUUUCCCGCAGCAAAGGUUCUGAUGACAUCAUUUACAAUGGGCCGUUAGACAGUGAUCAUCUAACCAAGGCAGUCUUGCUGUAAGCAUAGCUAUACUGUGAAGAAUUGUUUACAUGUAUACCCAAUCAGUUUAACCUUUUGUUGCCCUGAGGCGUAUUCGGUUUUUGCGAAGUUUUUAAUUAGCAAUUAAUGAAUGAGGCUGAGUAGGAUAUGAAGAAUUAAGCAGAUCGAGGAGGGUGUUAUCCACAGAGGCCGAAGGCCGAGGCGGAUAACACCCUCCGAGAUUCCUAGUUUAAAAACAUAGCUAAAACAUGCUUACCUGCAUCGAUUUAUCUUCGACAGUGUACGUUUAGGUUUGUCCAGCCUCACAAAUAUUCUCCAAAUAUCAGAUGUCCCCUCCGAGUUGUCUUGCUGUUUUUGCUAUGUUUUUAGCCAUUAUUUCGCCUAGUUCCAGCUUUAGUUCUUACUCUUGAAACGAGUGAAGUGUCCGCCAUUUUAGUUUUCACAACGAAAACAACUCAACCUCAUCCCCAGGUCUUCUCGGUUAACGGUGCAUUAACCUGUAGAAGGCUGAAUUUUUGAGGUCAUUUCCUCGUUAAACACAAAAUUCUUCCAAAUUUGGUCAUCAGUAACUGGUUAUGGUGAAUUAUGCGUGUGCUUUUAGCCAAUCAGCAUUGGGGAAAUAUUUUGAAUGAAUAAUAAUAAGUUUUAAUUUCGGAAACAUUUUUUCUGCGAAGGCGACGGAUAUAUUGUUGAAUUAUAUAAGUAAGCGGGAAUUUUUAAGAAAAUAAGAGAACUGCUCUUAGCUUUUUUUUUUUCUUUUUUUGAGUCUAAGAGUAAAGUCCUACUAAAUCUUACCAUUCAAUUGAAAGCUACCAAGCAGUACUUUCCUGAGGUAUUGUUUAUUAUGCAGUACAAGGUGAUUUUAACUUGUGAGUCCGUAGGUGAAACCGUAUGGUGUGACCAUUCAAAUGAAACCUCUUUAGCAGUACUUUCUUGUGGUUCUGUAUUAGUUUCUUACUUUGUAGUUUUUUAAAUGAAAUCCUAAUGUGGUAUCAACAGUUUGAGCACAACGUUUGCUCAAAGCUCUGACUAAUCGAGCUGCGCUUCUCGAAAGUAUUACCUAUUCUUAUUUCAGCUUAUGUGUCUCUUGCAGGCUUCAACCGGCUGUACCCUUGAAACUCAAAAACAAAGAAGAAGUCGAUAUGUUCUUCGAUGGUAGACUUCCGAAGCUUGCUAAGGAGGCCACUGAUAUUGCAGUGCUAGGGAUGUUCGGAGAUGAGAAGCGUAAAGGUAAAGUGUGGUUCAGAAGAAAUGGAAUGAAAUGUUGGUUUAUAGCGUGCUUGAAAGUGCCUCGUGGUAGUUAGUUCCCGGUGAUGAAUUAUACGGAAAUAAGGAAGAAAUGCGAAGCACCCCUCACUAGCACAAAUCGCACAAACUGUUUUCAUAUCAGAGUGGAAUUUCUGAAAGCGUGAGCCCACAACGCGUGGAGCGCGCAACUUCCAUGCGCUCGUGUAACGGCGUGUCCGUGGACCAGUUCAUUUUUAGAACGGUUUUGGCGCGAAUUUUGAAUAUCUCCUAAAUUCCACAAACCAAUCAGCAAAACCUACAGACCUAAAAAUGAUAUUUUUUGCCUUUUGAUAACGUUUAGUUUUCCUUUUUGAUAUCUUAUCCUUCGAAUGUGUUCAUAGACAUGGUGGACGUUCUAUUUUCGCGUGAAAAAGUUCCCUAAAAUGUGUCUUUAAAUAUACUGGUCCGUAAAAACGUCGUGAUAUAGGCCUAGUAUGGGAGGUUUUCGGUACGGGUUAUAGGCUCCUGCUGAAAGCAUUUACGUAAGCACGCCUCAGGUGUCGAAGGUCUGAUUUUGAAGUUUGCGUUUGCUAGCAAAAUAUCAUCGUACUAGGAGGUUCUGUUGAAAUAAAUAAAUAAGUAAAUACAGGCGUCUCCACUCAGUGAAAAGUUUUCCAGGGAUUAUACCAUAACCCUCAUCAUACUCGAAGUCACAACACCUGUAAACUAUGUAAUUUACUGCCAGGUGUGUCCCGGUAGCUUGUUUGAACAGUUGCAAUGCAAGAACUACACUGACUUUAAUUUUUUUAAUAGAACUAAAGCUUGGAAUUAACAUAUUUAUAUACAUGGGAUUUGAUGAAACCUGGGAUUUACCCAGACUAUCUUACAACGCCUGGAUCCGCUCUGAGAGAAAGUCUGUAAAAAAAGCCUACAACAGUUUCAUUUUUAAUUUUGUGUGGUUAAUCAAACCUUUGUUUUUAUCUGCAGAGUUCUCAGCUUAUAAGUCGGCCGCUUUGACUCUUCAGAGCAAGUUUUUGCUGGGUUAUGUAACUGGUGAAACAGCCACAAACUUGUGAGUUUAUUUUUUGUGUAGUUUACUUCUGUUUAUGAUGUUUUCUGGUGCUUGACCACACUUGUAAACGCGCAGGAAUGUUUUUGGAACACUACGGAGAGGGUACGAGAAGUACUUACUUUCUCGUGUUCCUAAAAAGGCCCGCUUUUUCUGAACGACGGUUUUUUUUUAAUGCCAUUGCUGGUUUUUGUUAAAAAAGAAAAGCAAUCCUUGAUAAAAACGUGUUUACUAAAAUGGGAAACAGCCAGCAGGGAAAGGAAAGAAUGGAAAUGGGAGCAAACCUAUAAUUACACCUUACUUAUGUAUUUCUAUUACCCAUUCAUUUUUUUGUUCCCAUUUUUCAUUUCUCGCUGUCCGUUCCCCGUUCCCUUUUCUCCCUUCCCUGUCCCUCGUUUUAGCAACAUCUACAGGCGGCCUGUAAUGAAGCCUGCGUGGCACCUGAUCGAAAAGUGGGAAUAAAGGCACGCGAGAACGCGACACUCGCGUGUCGUAAUUCCUCUUUUUCCUGUCAGUUGCAUGCCCAAUUAAAUUACAGCUGGAGAUCAAAGAAACUUCCUUAUGAUCGUCUCUGUUCUUGUAGGUUCCUUUCGUAAGGUCUUUCGAUCAAAUAUUUCUUGACCACUGUGUUUUUUUCCCGCAGAUCCGCCGAGUAUGGCCUCAGAAACCCUGUCCUGAUGAUAUUCAAGAGAAAGGACCCCUAUCAGACAAUUAGCAUCUUUUCGGACCCAUUUGCUGUACAGCCUAUAGUCGAUUUUGUGCGUCGAUCGAGCAUAUCGUCUUUUGUAAGUAUCUAGGCCGGGUUGUUCGGAGCUGAAUUAAGGUAAUCCAGCGUUAGUACAAAAUUUGAAUUCAGAUGUGAAAGCUUACACAGCAAAUUUCUUUUAAUUCUUUUUGUCCACAAAUUGACGAUUGGGCUCUAAAAAGUAUUGAGAAUAUUUUCCGAGAAAACGCUUUUGAAAAAAAGAAAAACGGAGAAUCUCGGAUAAAAUAUAUAUAUAUAUAUAUAUAUAUAAUUUUUUUUUUAAUUCAAUAUUUAUCCAGGGACAUCCAAUUUAGCAGAGCUAGUUUAAAUGGAGCCCUGACACAACACAAAAACGAAGACAUGAAAACAUUAAAGCUAGACAAUUAAUUAAGUUACACAGACAACAUGUACAAAUUUUACCUCAGGUUAGAGGGUCUCAGUGGGGUUAACUGUCAGCUGUCAAACGGUCUAAAAUGUCUAAACCGUCAGCCGUCGAAAAAGAUCUAUUUUUUUACCGUCAACCGUCAAAAAUGCAGAGUGAUAUUAAUCGUAAAAAAAGUUAUAGGUAUCAAUCAAAUCUCACUAUCUCAUCUGAUCUUCACGGACGUCUAGAUCCUAAAGAAUCUCUAAACUGGAAAACCAAGCUCACAUGUUCUUAAACACACUCUCUGUAGACAUAAGAAGACCUUACAACUUGCUUCUAUCUGAAAAUAUUUCGAAGUUUUACAAUUGAAAGGCCAAGACAACCUUCAAAACACACAGUUAAUUCAUACAGAAGUUUAAUAUUUACCUAAACUCUUGGACUAAAUUUCCACUUUAAUAACCGUCGAACGUCAAAAGCUUUAAAAUUAAUAAUAUAAUAAUAAUUAUAAUAAUAUAAUAUAAUAUAAUAAAUAUAAUAAUAACCUUCAACCGUCAAAGAUACCAGCCCAUUGAGACCCUCAAGUUAGUGCUUAUCUGCCCUCGAACAACUGGGCCCCAGAGAUACCUUGUACGAGAAACCUACGACUUUUUGCUGACGCAUCCGAGUACUCGCCUUUUUAGAAACGAGAUGCAAGCUGGGUUGAGUGAACUUUCGCAAAGACUUCUGGGACUGUUACUGGGGACAGGGAGAAACAAAAUUGGCCAAUAGCUUACUGGCGCGUCCCAGGUUAACGAUCCCAGAAGUCUUUGCGAAAGCUAACUCGGCCCAGUUUUCUUCCGAAAAGGCCAUUUCCGAGUUCCCCCGGCCCUCUGUAUCAAAACGAGGUUAAGUGCUCAGCCUUUGACAUGGAAAUGAUUUUUUAUUCUCAUGCAAAUAAAACUCAUUUUCACAAGAAAAGUUGUGCACUUGGCCUCACUUUGAAAGUGAGGGUUUUUGAAACUCGGAAGUGGCCCGUUGUACUAAAUUCUACAAAUAGUGACAUCACUUUUUUGCUUUGUUUUGUGCUUGCAGGGCGAGCUAACACCGUUCAACCUUCCAAUGUAUUUGAACUACCAGCGUCCCCUGCUGAUCGUGUUUCGAGCUGACAGCGAAGAUACUUCCAUCACUCCUGUCAUCACCAAAAUAGCACGUGACAAUUCUCUUCCUUCAGUAUUCCUCUGUUGGAUGCCUGUGUAAGUAACCGACGGCGUUCGAAAAUCACCCGAACAUUUUUAAAGGCAAAUGAAGUACGAGCAUUUAAGAAAAUCACUCUUAAAGGAGCGCUGCCUCGGUUGUUUGUAACCUCCUGCGCUAAAAAAAACAAAAUUUGGAGGCCGCAAAGUAUACAUUUUGGGAGAAUAGAAAAACACCAAAGAGGUAAUACAAGUAUGAAAGAAUUAAGGAUGAUGUCAGAUGGGGGUUGAACUUGAAAAUGUUACCAUAAGUUGAAUUUUCUAGAUGCGUUAUCCGUGACGCAGCUUCUGUAAGUAAGCUGUGCUAACCGGGAAAAAUAUGUAUAUUUCUUGUUCACAUAUCUUCCCAAAAUGGCAGAAAUACUACUUUUCUUUAAUAUUUAUGUAAUUGACGCUUUUUGCCUCGAUUGCACCUGCAGAAUUCAAAGUUUAUUUUACCUUGAAACGAACCAUCGAGGGCCAGUUAUCAAAUUUCUGGUUUGCACGUGACGUCAUGGUAGCCAUGGUGGGGGUCAAGAACAAAAACAUUUCUGUCCUCUGGGAGCUAAACCCUGUUUCCUUGUAAAUUCUUUGAACUGAUAAUUUUUAUUGUGUUGUCCACCUGACCACCUGCUGUGAGUUUGGGUUGCCUGUGGUUUUCUGAGUCUGUGAAUGCCCAGUCCUUGUUCUAAGGUCAUUUCAUGGGUUUUUUCAGUUACUCCAGCAAUGAUGUGAAUGCGGAAAUCUUAGAGGCUUACACUGGUAGCACCGAUACCUUGCCAGCAUUGGUUAUGGUAAUCCAUGAAAAGGUAGGAAACAAAGGUGUCUUCACACCGAUAUGUUACGCUAGCAUGCUGUAUUCAACUAUAAAGACUCUAUUUCUGUAGAGAAUAAAUAACGCGUUGAAACCUCCAUAGGACAAUAAUUUAACAAUUAACGAAUGAGGCUGAGUAUCUUAUGAAGAAUCCUCGAUCUCCAUAAUUCUUCACAUGAUACGAAAGCCGAAUUCAAUAAUUGUUUUAUUAUUCAUUCAAAAUAAUUCCUAGUUUAAAGACAUGGCUAAAACAUGCUUACCUCCAUCGAUCCGUCGAUGUUAAGUUCAUCCUCGAUAGCGCACGUUUAGGGUUGUUCAGCUCCGCAAAUAUUCUCCAAACAGCAGAUGUCGCCGUUCGAGUUGUCUUAUUUCUGUUCUUGCCAUGUUUUUAGCUAUUUUUCCCGCCUAGUUCUUACUCUUGAAACGAGUGAAAUGUCCGCCAUUUUUCAAGGUCACAACCAAAACAACUAAGCCUCGUCCCCAGGUCUUCUCAGUUAGCGGUGCAUUAACCUGCACUGAAGAAGGCUGCAUUUUUGACGUCAUUUCCUCGCUAGACGCAAAAUUCUUCCAAAUUUGGUCAUCACUAUGGUGAAUUAAACGUGUGCUUGUAGCCAAUCAGAAUCGGGAGAAUAUUCUGAAUUAAUAAUAAAAUACAUUUACGUCAGCAAUCCUGACAAAAUAAAUAUGUCGUCCUCCUAUUCCUUUUAGGGAGCCGUUUAUCAUUUCAAGGGAGAGGUCACCAAGGAAACAAUAUUGAACUGGGCGGAAAAUAUUCUCAGUGGAGCGGAGCCAGCUACAGGUGGGUGUUCCUUUCGUCACUUCGUAAGAUAACCCAUCUCCUUUAUUUACACUUCCGUUUGACGUGCGUCGCUGAAAAACGCUCCCUAAUCUGUUAACUUCCAUAACGAAGUAAGUCGCGUAAUAGGCAACAUUACCAAAGUGGUGAACUAUCAAGACAUCAGUGACACAGCCCUUUGCUGUCCACUGUGCAACUGAGGUUUUAUCGAAUGAUCCCAUUGUUUUACUACUUUAGGGUCUUUGAUGGAAAAAGAGUGGACACCUCUUUUGGAGGGCUACGACUUUCUUAAGUUUAUUGACGAAGAAGAAGAAGAAAAAGAAAGAAAGAGGAUCAAGAAAAUGAAAUUGGAGAGCGCUGUCGAGGAGGAAAUAUCUAAAGAAGAAGAAAGUGGAGAAGAGGAAUCUUCGGAACCGACUGAACCCGAAGAGGUGUCGAGAGAGUUCGAAGACAAGCUGAAGCAUGGUCGUCUUAGACGACCGGAAGUGAAAAAAUUAGAACGAGAUGAACUGUAAACCAAACGAAUUUUAAAAAUGACGUUAUUGAUAAUAGGCCGUUUUUGAGCAACGCAUGUCAAGCGCCGUAAGUGAGGCUUGUGCCUGGCCGUAACCAAAUUUGUAUUGCUAAGUGUUGUAAUCACGCAUCACGCAGAGACAAUUUUCCCAAAAUUUGGGCAAAACCACUGCUCAAGAAUGGUCCACUUGCGGCUGACGUUGGUCACUGAAAAACGUUUUUGCUUAUUUAAAUGAUAACAUAAAAAUUAUCAGAAGGAGUUUUCGUGCAACGUAGACCAGACCCGUUAACUAAUUAUGAAAAAGGGAAUAAGAUAUUCAUACUAGAAUUGCAGUUGCAAAUGGCGCGAAAAAAAAUCAUCUCACACGGU